AUGAAACAUUUCCUUUACGAGGCUGCUAAGAGGUAAAGAGGCGGAGCAGGCUGUAACCAUUUUUUAACGGCUAAUUUUUUGAGAGUAUCCCGAGUUGACAAGGCAACCGCUACAACACGGGACGAUGCUGUUUCUCUAUCUGUUGGUACUGUUGAUAGAUACAGCCUCUCAGCACAGGUCGGCUGAAGAAGGCGUUGAAGGAGGCUCUGUCGUUAUUUCGUGUAGUCACAGAAGAAUUGCAUUUGAAGAAAAACAACUGACAGUCUACUGGAGACACAACGACACCAGGAAUGUACACGAUAUUAUCCAUGGAAAAGUUUCUGUUAAGGAACAACACCCAGCGUACAAGAACAGAACAGAAGUUUUACCUGACGAGCUCAAGAAGGGCCGGAUCUUGCUCAAACUCACCGAUCUCCAGCUCUCUGACAGAGGAACGUACAUCUGUUUCGUUCCAGAUGUGGGAGUUCAUCCCAGUACACAACUGGUGGUAAAAGAACGGCCAGUAAUAGAACAGAGAGCAGCUCAAGUGAGAAGCCAUGGUACAGAAACAAGCCUGGGAAGAACUCUGCAACUCCUACUUUUACCUGGAUUCAUCCUGCUAUUUAUUUAAUUCUGCCCGUUUUCUAUUGUUCCAAUAAUGUAUAAAUUUAAUAUUUGUAUAUAUAUUUUAUAUAUAUAUAUAUAUAUAUAAAAUGUUCUUUACUACCUUUUUUACACUAUGCAAAUGAAUAGCGUAUUCAAAAUGGCAAUUACAAAUUAAAGUUGUUUUUUUUUUCACAUUUACUCCGGCAUUUUCAAU
Molecule: messenger RNA, 799 nt
Organism: Pimephales promelas (fathead minnow)
Lineage: Eukaryota; Metazoa; Chordata; Actinopteri; Cypriniformes; Leuciscidae
Source: RefSeq, a predicted model, not a curated record